UGUCCGAGUCACGAAUGUUUUGAUCGGUCGCUGUUGUGAGCUCUGUUUUUGAGUCUUGAAAUUGGGUGCCAGCAAAAUUCCUCUUGCAGAGUUUUUUCUUAGACAAUUGCAUAAAUUAUUUAACCUCUUAAGGAUGCUGCAGCCAUCUAUGUUUCAGCGUACACUUUCAAGUCUUUUAAGGCUGCAAAGUGUAGGAUGUAUCUGUAGAAGGAGUAACACAAAUUACACCGUCGGAGGCCUCUGGGAACCAGAGUAUUUGGAGGCAAUGAAGUCAAAAAUUCCCUUGUAUGAUGCAGUCAACAUUCAGCUCAAGGGCUAUGACUAUCCUGUGUUGGAGAGUUACCAAAAGCUUCUCCACAAUCUUCUUUCGAAUAUGGACCUUGACGUGGAAGACUGCUGGGCUACCCCACCUAAAAAGCUGAAGAUCAACACUUUCAAGCCCAACAGUUCUGUUGUGGAUAAAGAAUUCAAGCUGAAUAUAUACGAGAGAAAUGUCCAGAUUGUCGACGUUCCGGCCACCAUUUAUCCCAUUCUACUAUCUGCACUUACAUCGUCUGUGCCGGAAGGAGUGACGGUUUCAGUGCACGAGCACGAGCCCGAUCAUGAGGAGAUCAGGUACAUUCCUGAUCUGGAGCUCAAAGAUUUGAAGGAUCAACUCCACGUCCUUGGAGGCCCAACAGUUAAGAGGGAUCCAAGGAGGAAGCGCUAGGUUUUUUUUUCAAUUUAUAAUGAGGUAGUUUAAUGAAUUUGAAAAUGCUGGAAAGA
Neocloeon triangulifer is the source of this 765-nucleotide messenger RNA. RefSeq lists its product as uncharacterized. The coding region runs from base 134 to 709 and encodes 191 amino acids. The record is from RefSeq and is a predicted model, not a curated record. The transcript is spliced from 5 exons. Gene Ontology annotation, cellular component: mitochondrial ribosome. NCBI's taxonomy places the organism in Eukaryota, Metazoa, Arthropoda, Insecta, Ephemeroptera, Baetidae.